Messenger RNA from Penicillium pulvis, 1404 nucleotides. Its product is annotated as putative MFS transporter. Gene Ontology annotation, molecular function: transmembrane transporter activity. Gene Ontology annotation, cellular component: fungal-type vacuole membrane. Gene Ontology annotation, biological process: transmembrane transport. Lineage: Eukaryota; Fungi; Ascomycota; Eurotiomycetes; Eurotiales; Aspergillaceae. Bases 1 to 1404 code for a protein of 467 amino acids. The record is from RefSeq and is a predicted model, not a curated record. The transcript is spliced from 4 exons.
AUGGCGGGAUCUCAAUCACGCCCUGGGCGCGUCAUUACCCACACUCUGAAUGAAUUGGGUCUUCUCACAAUGUGGCGGUCGCCCCGCGAUGUCAAGUUACUUUGCGCUCAGCGCUUUGUCCGACUAUUCGCAUACGGCGGCUCGACUCUUAUUCUCGCGUCGUAUCUAUCCGCCAUUGGUAUCUCCGAUGAUCGGAUUGGUCUUUUCAUGACACUCACCCUGGUCGGAGAUGUCGUUAUCAGUUUCUUUUUGACUCUUUUCGCGGAUGCGAUGGGUCGCAAGGCUGUACUUUCGUUGGGAUCGCUUUUGAUGGCUGGUAGUGGUAUUGUUUUUGCGAUGACGGGCAAUUAUUGGAUUCUUUUGGCUGCUGCGGUCUUUGGUGUUAUCAGUCCGAGUGGAAAUGAAAUUGGUCCCUUCCGUGCUGUGGAGGAAUCGACUUUGGCGCAUCUCACGGACCAUGAAAAGCUAAGCGAUGUUUUCACUUGGUACUCGCUGGUCGGUGCGGCGGGUACUGCGCUCGGUCAGCUUGUCUGCGGAUGGAUUAUUAGCUCGUUGCAGUCUUUGCAUGGAUGGGAAUUCAUUCCCUCUUGCCGCAUGAUCUUCUUUAUCUAUGCCGGUGUUGGUGUGGUCAAAUUGAUCCUGACUCUGGGUCUGACUUCCAAGGUCGAGGCUGAGACUGAAGAAGCGCCGGAGCAGGAGCAGAAUGGGGAAACCCGUCCUCUCUUGGCCGAUUCCAACUCUGCUGAGCAAGAGGCUCCCAAGAAGAAGUCAUUUUGGUCUACUGUCGAGGGAGAUCUGUGGUCCUUGGUUAUCCGACUGUUCAUUCUGUUUGGACUGGACGCUUUUGCCUCUGGAUUGGCAUCAAUGUCGUGGAUGACAUACUUCUUCCACCAAAAGUUCAGUUUGCCCGAGGGCGAGCUGGGCACUAUCUUCUUUUUCACUAGCAGUAUCUCCGCAGCCUCUAUGCUAGUCGCAACUUCCAUUGCCCGGCGCAUCGGAAAUGUCAAGACCAUGGUCUUCACUCACUUGCCAUCGACUAUCUGUCUCGCCCUGAUUUCUGUACCCAACAAUCUCCCGCUCGCACUGACCUUCCUUGUUCUGCGCGCCUGUUCCCAAAGUAUGGAUGUGGCCCCGCGGGGUGCAUUCCUCGCCGCGGCCCUGCCAAAGGAUAAACGGACAGCCAUCAUGGGUGCGGUCAAUGUGGUUAAGACUACCACCCAGAGUGUUGGUCCGCUUAUUACGGGAAUCCUGUCCCGGAACCACAUGCUCGGCGUCUCUUUCAUGUUGGCUGGUGGCUUGAAGGUUAUUUACGAUCUCGGCAUGCUGUUCACCUUUGCCCCUAAGGAAGCCGAACAGCGCAAGCUAGCUGCAGCUGCACAGGAGAACGACGAAGAGACUCAGUGA